AUGUCAUCUAGUCUCACAACUCAGCUAUGCCUUUGGCGAGAAAUUGUCACUGAACUUCACGAGACAAAUCACCCAGUAGAUCAAAAUCCCAAUUUCAUGGAAAAGCGUUUUGAAGAACUCGACUCCAAAGGGUUUAUCUGGUCCAAGGAAUCGAUCCUCAGUGCCUUUCUUCAACUCCGCUUACCAAAAAGUGUACAUGAUCAUGACAGAGUAAUUGAGCCACGCGAUAUUCAAGUAACUAAAAAUUCAUCCAUUGAAGUCAAAGACAUAAUUCAGAUUGGUAGAUUGGAGCUUAAACGUCAACCUAUAGGCCUCAUGGAUCUACCUAUCGAGGUCUUUGACAACAUACUCAAAGUACUUGAUUGCAUAGCACAGCUUGAAGACUCUGAGAUUUACAAAGAAAGGAAAGAAGGAGAGGUGGUGAUCUCUGGUCCAGGCACGCGAGCACCAUAUGCAACUUACUUGUACCCACACUUGCCAAUCUUGAAUAGUAAACAGACCUUUUCCGUCACUUCUCGUAAAAUGUAUCAACUAUGUCGACCAUGGCUAUGGAGAAAACUACAAUUUCCUACAUCUCUUCCAGCACCGAUUGAUCUAUGGACCAAAGAUAUCCUCCUCAAACAAGGGAGCUAUGUCAAAUCACUAUCACUCUUCCUUUCUGAAAAUUGUAGUGAAUCUCCUGGCAGUCCAUACAGCAUGAAAUUUAUGAAUGAAAUCUCAAGGAAUACUGUUGCAAGUCUACCUUGGAUCAAGUCACUCACAUUAGGCGGAGGAUUUGUUACCAUCAAGACUCAACGAGCCUCGGGUCGGGUCACCAAAGCCGUUUGCACUGAAAUCGCUAUGGAUGGAAAAGCGAUGUUCGCAUCCUUAUCCUUGAGUUUUUGA
Melampsora larici-populina 98AG31 is the source of this 885-nucleotide messenger RNA. RefSeq lists its product as uncharacterized. Bases 1 to 885 code for a protein of 294 amino acids. NCBI's taxonomy places the organism in Eukaryota, Fungi, Basidiomycota, Pucciniomycetes, Pucciniales, Melampsoraceae. The transcript has 4 exons. The record is from RefSeq and is a predicted model, not a curated record.